UUCAACAUAUUUCUAAAUUGUAUUUAAGGGAUUGAAGAUUCUAUGUACUUGUAAUUUUCACUUUAAAAAACAAAAUUAUUUCUACAUAAAUUUUUUUUCAUUUUCUAAUAUUCUUUGCUUGCUAUUGAAUCACAUACCACCAAAACAAGCCCCAAAAGCCGAAGAUCCUCAAGGAAAAGUGUUAAAAGCAAAAAGCCAAACUCUAACAAAGUCGCACCUCAUUCAGUGAUUGAAACCCCUUCAAAAUGCCUUGACACCUCUUCAAAAAAUUCCACCACCUGCUCGACGAAACUCCAAGGUCGAAAUCCCCAAUGGAGCCGAGCAUCUUAGGAUCAUUCGGCCAAGAAAUAAUCGGCGUAAUGUCCCCUGUCUCUCUUUGCAUGCUCUUAGUAGUCCUUCUCGUUUACUCCCUUUCACCUUCCAAUCCCUUUUCUUCUUCCUCUCCCGCUCCCGUCCGUACAGUUGCCAAUCUCGUUUACACCGAAAACCCAUCUGAUACCGCUGCUCAUAAGCUAGAGGGAGCUUUGCUCAAUGCCUUGGUCUUCGUUAUCCUCAUGGCUAUCGUUACGUUUGUUCUUGUGCUGCUUUAUUAUUAUAACUUCACUAAUUUUUUGAAGAAUUACAUGCGAUUCUCGGCUUUUUUUGUACUCGGUACGAUGGGCGGUUCGAUCUUUUUGUCAAUAAUUAAGCAUUUCUCAAUACCAAUUGACUCAAUUACGUGUUUCCUACUGCUUUUCAAUUUUACCGUUGUUGGGGUGUUAACCAUGUUUUCUGGUGGGAUGCCGAUUGUUUUGAGGCAAGGGUAUAUGGUAUCGCUGGGGAUAAUUGUAGCUGUGUGGCUUACGAAAUUGCCGGAGUGGACUACAUGGGUUUUGCUGGUUGCAUUGGCUUUGUAUGAUUUGGUGGCAGUUUUGGCUCCUUGGGGCCCCCUUAAGUUGUUGGUGGAGUUGGCCUCAAGACGAGAUGAGGAAUUGCCAGCUUUGGUUUAUGAAGCUCGACCAACAGUUUCUCGCAAUGAGGGAAAUCAGCGGUCAAGUUUGGCGCCUUUUGUUGGUGGAGUUUCAGAUUCUGGGUCAGUCGAGUUGCAGGCAGUGCCAAAUAAUAAUGGCCCUAGAGAUGGAAGUGAAAAUCGUAGGAGUUCUGAGUAUACUGCUAUCCAGGUUAGAAAUUUAGAGAAUGUGGAAGGUGAAAGAGAUAGGGAUGAAGGUGAGAGAUCCCCUUUGGUUGGUCAUUCAAGAGAAAGGUAUUCAUCAGAUGGUAACUCAUCGGAAUAUUCUACUGUUGUUCGCAAUAGAGAAUCAGAGAUUGUUGUGGAUGAGGAAAUGCCUCCUCUUGUUGACUUGUUGGGGAUGGACAAUGAGAGAGAGCAGGUAAGGAGGGUCGGUAUAGGGGAUUCAGUGAUAGCAAGUAGAGGCAUUAAGCUUGGUCUCGGAGACUUUGUGUUUUAUAGUGUUCUGGUAGGCAGGGCAGCCAUGUAUGAUCUAAUGACUGUAUAUGCAUGUUAUCUUGCCAUUAUCUCAGGACUGGGGUGCACUCUUAUUUUGUUAUCUGUGUGCCGCCAAGCACUGCCUGCUCUCCCAAUAUCCAUUACAUUGGGUGUCGUUUUUUACUUCUUGACUCGAUUGUUAAUGGAACCUUUUGUUGUUGGAACAGCGACAAAUUUAAUGAUGUUUUAACCAUUAUGAUUUCUGUUCUAUGCCAAGGGGAGAAAGAGAAAGGGGGUUCAAUAUUGUUUGUUUCGAACAAUACCGAUGAUUUUGUAGGAAAGGGUUUCUUUUUUUUAUUACCAAGCGGAAAUUGAUGCUGUAUGCACUCUCAUUCAUUGUUCUCUUGUAAAUUUCUCCUGAUUCAAGUUCGAAUUCAUAUGACAAGGGUUUUACCCAUAAUAUAUGCAUUUUUGACAAAACAUCUAACCUUGUUCCUUGGCUCUUAUCUUAUAUGCUUUUGGUGUGACUGAUAACUUUUUUUUAAUCAAAAGCUUAGUAUCUGAAAGAGAAAUGAAUGAAUUAAUUGCAACAACAUGGUGUGUGUAUAUAUAACAAAAGGGUUUUAGAAAGAAAGACAGUUUUGCAGAGUGGUUGAAACGAAGAGUCUUAAAGGGGACAGAGAAAAGAUGAUAAAACAACAUACGGCCACCUAGAAAUCAGCAGGAAUAAUUUUUAAUUUCAUGUAAGUUCUGCUUCACAAGCUGUUUAAACAUCAUUGUUGUUACAAAACUUGGUUGCAUGUCAGUUGCUGCAGUUUUCUCUUGUUUAUUGCAUAUAUCCAUUUCCACGUUCUUGGGUUAAAAUGGCCUCCUAUAAAUAAUCUGCUGAGACUGUGGCUCUUAUUGUUUAGUUGUUUGUAAUGAUAUGACUUUUAUUACCAGUUGUAUUUUCCUGUUUUUACCUUUUAGCAUUAUCAUUUCAGUAAUCCAGUCAUCAUUUUUGUGCUAAUCCAUGUAUUCCAUG
Molecule: messenger RNA, 2450 nt
Organism: Durio zibethinus
Lineage: Eukaryota; Viridiplantae; Streptophyta; Magnoliopsida; Malvales; Malvaceae
Product: presenilin-like protein At1g08700
Biological process (GO): protein processing; membrane protein ectodomain proteolysis
Cellular component (GO): membrane; gamma-secretase complex
Molecular function (GO): aspartic endopeptidase activity, intramembrane cleaving
Source: RefSeq, a predicted model, not a curated record